Zonotrichia leucophrys gambelii is the source of this 3405-nucleotide messenger RNA. RefSeq names its product monocarboxylate transporter 2-like. NCBI's taxonomy places the organism in Eukaryota, Metazoa, Chordata, Aves, Passeriformes, Passerellidae. Gene Ontology annotation, biological process: transmembrane transport; monocarboxylic acid transport. Gene Ontology annotation, cellular component: plasma membrane. Bases 284 to 1786 code for a protein of 500 amino acids. Gene Ontology annotation, molecular function: monocarboxylic acid transmembrane transporter activity. The record is from RefSeq and is a predicted model, not a curated record. The transcript is spliced from 5 exons.
AUCAUAAGGAUUCCACCCACACCUGAAAAGUACACAAUGAAGGAUUCACCCUGAAAAAGGUACAACCACAGCACUGGGUUUUCUCCAGAGGGACUGUGACAGGGGUAACCUCCAGGAGCCAUCUCCCAAGGUGGGACACAGAGCCACAGGCUGGACGUGGGACAGAGCACAAAGUGGAGGGACUGACUGCACCUGGGACUGAGCUCUGCUCCUGGACAUGGGGGCCAUAGGAGCAUUUUGAGGGACACUGGGAAGCAGGGUUUGCUCUGGAACCUGCCUGACCAUGGCUCCUCCAGUGCUGUCAGACCUGGGCUAUGUCCCCCCCGACGGAGGAUGGGGCUGGGCUGUGGUGUUUGGAGCCUCCAUCUCCAUUGGGUUUGCAUUUACCUUCCCCAAAGCUUUCACAGUCUACUUUAAAGAGAUCCAGGCUUUCUUCAACAUCUCCUACAGCCAGAUUGCCUGGACAACAUCCAUCAUGUGUGCCACCACCUACGGAGGAGGUCCCAUCAGCAGCAUUUUGGUGAACCGCUACGGCAGCCGCCCCGUGGUGAUGUUUGGGGGGCUCCUGUGUGGGGUGGGGAUGAUCUCAGCUGCCUUCUGCACCAGCAUCCUGCAGCUCUACAUCUGCGUGGGCUUCAUCACAGGAUUUGGCCUUGCUCUCAACCUUCAGCCAUCGGUGAUAAUCAUAGGGAAAUAUUUCUUGAAGAGAAGACCCCUUGCCAAUGGCCUUGCUAUGGCAGGGAGCCCCGUGAUGCUUUGCACCCUGGCGCCUCUCAACCAAUUCCUUUUUGACAACUUUGGCUGGAGGGGCAGCUUUUUAAUUCUUGGGGCAAUUUUAUUAAACUGCUGUGUGGCAGGAGCUCUCUUCAGACCCAUCGGGCCAGGCACAGCACAGGUCAAAACCCAGGUGACUGAGGAAGGGAAGGAUGCUCUGAAAGGAAAGAUCACUGAAGAUGGCCCCAUGGAGAGCAAAACAGAAGAGGAAGGAGAAAAGGACUGCUUUGAAAAAGUCAAUCAGUACCUUGAUUUCUCCCUCUUUAAACACAGAGGGUUCUUGAUUUACCUGAUCGGAAACGUGCUGAUGUUCCUGGGGUUCUUCGCCCCCAUCGUUUUCCUGGCACCCUAUGCCAAGCACACUGGCGUAGAUGAAUAUUCAGCUGCUUUCCUGCUCUCCAUCCUGGCCAUUGUGGACAUGGUUGCUCGCCCUGCCACGGGCAUCAUUGCCAACAGCCGGUGGGUGAGGCCGCGGAUCCAGUACUUCUUCAGCUUCGCCAUCGCCUUCAACGGCGCCUGCCACCUCCUGUGCCCGCUGGCCUCCAGCUACACGGGGCUCAUCGUGUACUCCAGCUUCUUUGGGCUGGCCUUUGGCAUGGUGUGUGCCAUGCUCUUCGAGACGCUGAUGGACCUGGUGGGGGCUGCCCGCUUCACCAGCGCCGUCGGGCUGGUCACCAUCGCCGAGUGCUGCACCAUCCUGCUGGGACCCCCCAUCGGAGGAAUUCUUAUUGAUACCUUUGGAGACUAUAAAUAUAUGUUCAUUAAAUGUGGAUCUGUGAUGGUCCUGGCAGGAACCUUUCUGUUCAUCAUGAAUUAUUAUAAUUAUCGUAUGCUUGCCAAGGAGGAGAAGCAAAGAAAGGCAAAAGAAGAGGAUCCUAAAUCUGUAAGGACAGAAAAUGAAGGCCAAAAAAACUGGAACAAAGACUCCACACAGGAUGGACCUGAGCUGGAACCUUUGAAAGAGAAGGGAGAAGGAUUAAAGAAGGAAAUGAAUGGCACAAAUGAAGUUUAAACCUGUUCUCAUGGGCUGAAUGGUAAAUGACUUUUGGGUUGCUCAAGUGAACACCAGCUCUGAAAUCACACUAGGUUUUAAAAUUUUACUCUAUUCUCGGCCAUGUGCACCCUCAUCUUUGCUGUAGGAGAAGACUAAACCAGCAAUAAAUCCUGAUUCCUACAAACUGCUGGGACACUGCAGUAUCUGCUUGCCUACCAAAGGUCCUGCAAGAUUUUCCUUUGGAUAUUCCCCAUUUCCCAGAGAAAAGGGAAAUGUGACGUUUUGCAGGAGGCCAGGAUGAGGCUGGCAUAAGACAGGAGUCCUCCUUCAGGUGCUUUGUCUGUGCGGGGCAGAAAUUUAAUCUUAAGCUUCACCCUUGACCUACAUUCCAACAGUGCAAAUUUAAUUUUUCCCUGGGAGGUUACAAAGUGCUUAUUAUCCAAUUUCUGAGUGCCUUACCAUUUCUAGUGAGCUUUUUCUUUGCAACACCCUGGUGAGACAGUAAGUGUUGCCACUAUUAAUUAAUUGUACAAAUGAAGAACUGAAGCACAGGGGAGCAUCAGUGAAUAAAGCUUGGGCAUGCCACAGCUGAAAUGGAAUCCAAUGCCCUGAGCUGCCUAAAAGCCCUGCUGAGCACAGGUAUCCCCUUGCUAGAAAAGGGGAAUACAAUGGAUAGCAAUGCAUUAAACCUGUGCACAGUGCACUCUGUUCACUCUGUGCUUCACACUACUCGCACUAAUCACAAUUAGUGAUUUUGAGCACUGUCUCAGAGCUGGGACCUCGUGCCAGGCUUUUUUUUUUUCACCUGCUUCAGUUGCAUCCAUGCUGGAGGGAGUCCAAACCCAGCUGCCUCCCCCUCGUUUGGGCUGGAGUGGGCACCUCCCUGUGCUGGCACUGCAAUUCCUGCUGGCCCUGCUGCACAAAGCAAAGUUUGCCAGGGCAGUGAUGGAGCUGAGACCAUGUAGGAGGGCUCUCGUCCUUCUAUAGUGAUAAUUUAGAUCUGGGAAGAUUUGCUCUCUGAUGUAUUUUAUACCAAGCAGCUGAUGCCCAAGAGCUGUGGAUGCUGAGCGUGACAUCAUGCAGUUGAAUCAUCAGACUUCUGUGGAAUUUCAUGGAUUUGAUUGGAUAAAAACAAGGACUUUUCAGGCAGAUCACCCAAAUCCAAAGCUAAAACUUGUCCAGAAGUUAGUUCUCCUUUUUCUUUGUUUCAAUGGUACCCAUAUGUGGUCAGAUCAUAUUUUUUCAUGGAUUUGUCUUUGAAGAACUGUAUUUUCUUGGCACUUGUGUACACAAUAUGAAGAAAGGCUUGUAAAAAUACUUGCAUAAAUACACUGUACUUUUAAAAUUAGGUCAUUCUGAUCUUCUUGUACAAAACCUUUUCUGUAAAUUCUUUUGGAUUUUGAAGAAUAGUGGUCUUUGACUUCAGUAGGACUUAAAUUUUAGCCUUAUGUCAUAACUUUUAUUUUCUCUGAAAAAAACCAAAAUAUAUAUAAAAUAAUUAGCCUUCAGUGCUUGUUUUUAAUGCCCUUUAUUUCUGUCAAAUCUAUCUGUGAUAUUUCAUUUAAAAAGGCAUUAAUAGAAGGUCAUGAAUGUUUUCCAAUAUGCCUUCUGUCAUAUACUUAAUAAAACCAUUUAAA